CGGUGUUGAGCGAGCACCCCAGAGCCCCAGCCAGCGCCGUUCUCACCAGCCGCCUAGCAAACUGCGCUUUCCUGCACCGCCGUUGCUGCCAUGGCCCCGGCUACCAGGCCUCUGUCGGGACGUAUCUGCGUGGUGACCGGCGCCUCGCGGGGCAUCGGGAAAGGCAUCGCGCUGCAGCUGUCGGAGGCGGGAGCCACCGUGUAUAUCACGGCCCGGCAUCGGGAAGCUCUGGAGCGAGCGGCGGGGGAGGUGCAAGGCCGGGGCGGGAAGUGCGUGCCGGUGGUGUGCGACUCUUCCCAAGAGGAGGAUGUGGCGGCGCUGUUCGAGCGCGUCCAGCGGGAGCAAGCCGGCCGCCUGGACGUUUUGGUCAACAGCGCUUUCUCCGGGGUGAGCUCCAUCGCCCAAGAGAUAGGUGUGCCCUUCUGGGAAAGCGCAGCGUCCCUCUGGGACCAGAUCAACGACGCAGGCUUGAGAGGCCACUAUUUCUGCACGGUUUAUGCUGCCCGGCUCAUGGUGCCCGCCGGGCGUGGGCUCAUUGUCAUCAUCUCCUCGCCCGGUGGGCUGCGGUACAUGUUCGACGUCCCGUACGGGGUGGGCAAGGCUGCCUCCGACCGCCUGGCGGCCGACUGUGCGGUCGAACUGCGCGACUUCGGCGUGGCCUGCGUGGCCCUCUGGCCCGGGCUCGUUCGCACCGAAACAGUCAUGCAGCAAGCGGACGGUGCCAAGUCAUUGUUCAAGGACCUGUCGGAGCGACUGGCCGCCACGGGAGAGACUCCCGAAGUGAGCGGGAAAUGCGUGGUGGCCCUGGCCUCCGACCCCCAGGUCAUGCGGCACAGCGGCAAAGUGGUGCUCAGCCCGGACCUUGCCCGCCUCUACCGGUUCAAGGACGUGGAUGGACGAGACAUCUACAACUAUGUUUCGGUUCGGAACGUCCUUACCGGACUGAUGCCCAAACUGUCUUUCCUUUUCUGGUUCAUUCCCCCCUUUAUCACCUUGCCUAAGUGGGCCCUUGCUCUUUAUUCCAGCAGGUUUGCAGUGUACCCAUCCAUUGUGCCAGCUGAUCUUAAAUCAGUUAAAAAAGACUGAUUAUGUAUUGUACCCCUUAGAAGCAUGCUUUGCAAUAAUCUCAAGCUUUCUUUUUGGGAAAAAUUCUUGUUUUGAUUGCUCUCUGAUUGAUAAAUGAUUUUAACUCUUAGAAAUCAGGAAGAGUGAUUUCUUGCAGGAAGGGGAUUUGCAGGUUUGAAAACCCUUUUGAGGAAUGGUUUGGGGAUCUCCCUCUGAAAUGCAAGGUUAACUGCAAAUUGGAGCUUUAGGAGACCACUUCUAAGAUCUCCUUUCAUGUUUUUGAGAAAGCAUUAGCUGUUAAGUUUCUUAGUAUUUCUGUAUUAGCCUAAAAUGCAAGGUUUGGGGUUUAUCAAAGAUCAUUCAGAUACUUCAAGGUGAUCAAGCUUGUUACAACUAAGUGCACUGCAGUUAAAAGAUACCAUGACAUCUGAAAAAAGUGCCUUUUUUGGUGUAUGCUGCGCAUGUUUACAGACUCAGCCAGAGUCUUUGUAUUGCAGUCUGCUAUAUUUUGUUUGUGUUCAUAAAAACAAUUGUCAAUUUAAAUAAGGUUUACUUGGAACAAAACUCUAACCUUUCCUCCCAGGUGAGGCCUGGGAAAAAUCCUUCUAUCUUUUUAAACGUUCAAGUGAUUCCAGAAUUCUGCUCAUUCCAUAGUCAAGUAUCAGCAGAAUUGAUCCUGAUGGAAGAAAAGCCUAUGGAGACAGUAGCUAUACUGGACCUCUACAGUGGCUAUAGAGGACAUCCAAAUCAGCAAAAAUUAGAUACAAUCAGAGCCAUGUCAGACUGGACACAGAACAAGCUAUGAAACAAGACAGCAUUCCAGGAAGAAAGUUUGCUAGAAACCAUUAUGAAACAGAUAAGAGGCAUAAAACAAAUCCUAAAAUAAGUGAUAAAGGAGCACAGGCUGCAGGAGAAUAAGAAACAGGUCAUCUUUGUUCAGUUUGCUGUCUCUAUAUAAUUCCCAAAGAAGCAAGUUCUCUGUGUAGUGAAGGACAGGCUUGUUCUUUUCCUAACUCAACCAUUGUUUGUUCCUAAAAAGUAUUCAGGAAGCUGAAUAAAAUCCAAUUGAUAAAAUG
This is a messenger RNA of Candoia aspera, 2141 nucleotides long. It is a transcript of the gene DHRS1, whose product is annotated as dehydrogenase/reductase 1. The transcript has a single exon. Bases 91 to 1086 code for a protein of 331 amino acids. The record is from RefSeq and is a predicted model, not a curated record. Lineage: Eukaryota; Metazoa; Chordata; Lepidosauria; Squamata; Candoiidae.